Messenger RNA from Mucor velutinosus, 1884 nucleotides. RefSeq names its product Phosphotransferase. Bases 1 to 1884 code for a protein of 627 amino acids. Gene Ontology annotation, molecular function: protein serine/threonine kinase activity; ATP binding. The transcript is spliced from 3 exons. The record is from RefSeq and is a predicted model, not a curated record. Gene Ontology annotation, cellular component: cytoplasm. Gene Ontology annotation, biological process: protein phosphorylation; intracellular signal transduction. NCBI's taxonomy places the organism in Eukaryota, Fungi, Mucoromycota, Mucoromycetes, Mucorales, Mucoraceae.
AUGGACAAUAAUAUUUUGAAAUCAAAAAGCGAAGAGUCUAUCGAUUCUGGAGUGUACAGUCCAACUGCAACGGCAUACGAAAAGGACAACGAUGCAGAGCAAAAUACAACUAGUUCACUCUCACUUGUACGUCAGCUUGCAGCACAGUUCCCCGAAUACGAGCGACAACCUCACAUGGAGCCAUUUGGGUCUGUUUUGAUGAAUCCCAAUGUUGAAAUUGAUUCGGAAAGAUCAAAAGCAGACAGUGAACGAGUCAUUGAAGUAUCCAACAAUGGCCGGUUUGCUAAGCUGAAUACAUUUCUGGGGAAAGGUGCAUUCAAGGUUGUUUACAAGGCCAUUGAUAGAGAAGAAGGCUAUGAAGUCGCUUGGAACGUCUUACAGGUGACUCGUCAAGAAGUAAAAGCCUUGGGCCAUGAGAUUGAGAUUCUCAAAUCUGUGCGACAUCCAAACAUCAUCACCUUUCAUGAGGCAUGGUACAAUGAAUCAGAAUUUGUAUUCAUCACUGAACUCAUGACAUCCGGCACAUUGCGUGAAUACAUCCGAAAAUUAUCUCCUUUGCCCAACAUGAAGAUUGUCAAGAGAUGGUGCCGUCAGAUUCUAAAGGGCCUCGUCUAUCUGCAUGGCCAUCAGCCUACCAUUAUUCAUCGUGAUAUCAAGUGCGAUAAUAUCUUUAUUAAUGGUGCUCAUGGUGAGAUCAAGAUUGGUGAUAUGGGCACAGCUGAAAUGAAGGUGGAUAAAAAGUACACUGUCAUUGGUACUCCUGAAUUCAUGGCACCUGAAAUGUACGAAGAGAAAGGCUACAACGAGAAGGUGGACAUUUAUGCAUUUGGUAUGUGCUUACUGGAGAUGGUUACUGGUGAAUAUCCUUACAAUGAAUGCACCAACGCUGCUCAAGUCUUUAAGAAAGUGACGCAGACCAUUCGUCCCGAGUGCUUGUCCAGAGUACAAGACCCGGAGGUGCUGGCCUUGAUCAACAACUGUCUUGCAACUGAACAUGAACGCAUGUCGGCACAGGAGAUUUUGGAGCAUUCGUUUUUGGCAGUGGAGCCUGAAGUUGUCAUGCUGGCUACGGAUGUUGGUAUGAAGCAGUUGACUUUGCAAGUUGUUUUCAAGGGCAUGGAUAAGCUGUCUGUAAAGUUUGAGUUCAACGCUGAUACGGACACUGCAGAGGACGUCGUUGCCGAGAUGAUUGAGGAGCAGGUGCUGCCGGAGCGAUAUCAGCAAUUGAUUACUGGAGACAUCAAUCGGCUUUUGCGUGAUUUGACGAAACAACAAAACACGGCGGCUGAUAAGGUUGAAGAUGACCGCAUGGUUUGGAGAAGAGAGAAUGACAUCCGUUCAGAGCUGGAGAGAGCAAAGAACGAAUUAAUGGCAGCGAGAGAGAAGAUUGCAGAUGUGGAAAAGAAGUGCAAUAGUUUUGAGCAAAGAACUCAACUCGCAGAAGAGAGAUAUAAAGAUACCAUUACUGCAUUAGAACAAGCUAAAAUCUCUGCUUUUGUUGAGUCCGAGUUGGAACCAGACAACUUGAUGACGCCCACUACAACCACCUCACCUAUUGCUAAUUCAGACGAACAUAUUCCUCUGGAUUCAUCAGAAUAUCCCAAUGAUACCAGCAUCGAAACAUUUGUCCUCGAAACGGCUGCUUCCACUAAUCGUAACAAGGACAAGGCUCUUGAAUGGGUAAGAAAACUUCAAAAUCAAGAUAUCAUGACAGUUGGAGACCUCCGUGAUUUGCAUGAUGAGGAUUGGACAGGCAUUGGACUCACUGUGUUUGCUUUGAGAGCACUGAAAAACAUGUUGGUGGGUAAAAAGCAUCAGCAAAGAUCAAGAGCUACUUCGAGUGGUACCAACACACCUAUUGAAGAACAAGAUCAAUACCUUUAG